Molecule: messenger RNA, 1149 nt
Organism: Panicum virgatum (switchgrass)
Lineage: Eukaryota; Viridiplantae; Streptophyta; Magnoliopsida; Poales; Poaceae
Product: caldesmon-like
Exons: 2
Coding region: 240-992 (250 amino acids)
Source: RefSeq, a predicted model, not a curated record
AUAUCUCUCUCUUCCAACCAUUGCCAAGUGCUGAUGAGGAGCAUGAUGAAGAUGACACUUUGAUCAGUCCAACAAGGAAAAGAGGACACAGGUCUGCCAAUUAUUCAUCAGAUGAAGAUGUUGCCUUGAUCAGGGCAUGGGAGUUUGUGUCCCUUGAUGCCAUUGCAGGAGUUGAUCAGAGUAGUAGCACUUAUUGGAGCCGCAUCUCAGAGCACUUUCACCGUAAUGCCAAUACAACAAUGUCUAGAACAAUCGGGUCGCUCCAGCAUCGUUGGUCUACAAUCCAAGAAUGUUGUAACAAAUGGAAGUCAUGUCUUGCCCAAGUUGCUCGCCAACAUCCAAGUGGAGUCCCACUUCAAGAACAAGCCAACCUCGCGCAGGAGAGGUACAAGGCCAUGGAUCAGCAGAAGCAUAGGCCCUUUACCAUGCAACAUUGCUGGACAUUGCUGCAAAACAAUCAGAAGUGGAUAGACAGGGAGUUUGAAUGCCCACCAAAGAAGCCAAGGUCCAACUGUUCAUCUUCAACUGAUUUUGAAGCUCAUGAGGAGGAUGAAGGGACUGAUGAAAUGAGCAAGAGGCCUGCAGGGAGGAAGAAGGAGAAAGAUAGGUCGAAGAAAGAUGCCGGUGGCUACAAGGAGGCGAUACAAAAGAUGAUCGAAUCAAAGGAGAAGCUUGCGGUUGACAAGGACUCAAGGUGGACGGAAAUCAAGGCCAUUGAGGAGCGCAAAGUUGCAAUUGAAGAGCGCAAAGUAGCUGCGGAAGAGCGCAAGGCAGCAAACGAGGAAGAGAGGCUAAGGCUCAAGGGUGAGAAGGCACGGGCUCAAGCAGCUGCGGAAGAGCGCAAAGCAGCUGCAAAGAAGAAGGACGAGGACCAAAAAAUCAUGUUCAUGGACACGAGUGCUCUUGAUGACACACAGAGGGCAUAUGUCGAGGCCAUGCGUGCUAAAAUUCUAGCUAAAAUACUAGGAGGCAGUGGAAGUGGGAGUGUCUAGUGCUUCUUUGGUGUCUAGUGUCUAGUGUCUAGUGUUUGCAAUGUGUUCCUAGUUUAUCUAGCCUGAACAGAUGUGUCUAGUGUUUGCUAGCAUUAUUGCAGUUGCAGCAGCAUCAGUUUACCAUUACCAUUGUAUCAGUUUGAUAUCAGCAUCAGAU